Messenger RNA from Colius striatus (speckled mousebird), 6739 nucleotides. RefSeq names its product myocardin related transcription factor A (gene MRTFA). The transcript is spliced from 15 exons. The record is from RefSeq and is a predicted model, not a curated record. NCBI's taxonomy places the organism in Eukaryota, Metazoa, Chordata, Aves, Coliiformes, Coliidae. Gene Ontology annotation, biological process: smooth muscle cell differentiation. The coding region runs from base 1 to 3432 and encodes 1143 amino acids.
AUGAACUGGACGUGUGGUGUUGCCAUCACGAAAGCCAAAGUGGAUUUCUCCGGUGUGGUGUGCCUGCCCCCUUCCGUCAUUGCUGGAAAUGGGCUGGACGGAGGAGGGGCUGGCGAAAAUGAUGACGAGCCGGUGCUGGUGUCGCUUUCGGCGGCCCCCAGCCCGCAGAGUGAAGCUGUUGCCAAUGAGCUGCAGGAGCUCUCCUUGCAGCCCGAGCUGACCCUUAACCUCCAUCAUGGCCGAAACCCCAACCUUCCUCCGCUCAGUGAACGGAAGAAUGUGCUGCAGUUGAAGCUCCAGCAGCGACGCACACGGGAGGAACUGGUGAGCCAAGGGAUCAUGCCGCCUCUGAAAAGUCCAGCUGCAUUUCAUGAACAAAGAAGGAGUUUGGAGCGGGCCAGGACAGAGGACUAUUUGAAACGGAAAAUCCGUUCCCGGCCAGAGAGAUCCGAGCUGGUUAGGAUGCACAUUCUGGAAGAGACCUCAGCUGAACCCUCCUUGCAGGCCAAGCAGCUGAAGCUAAAGAGAGCCAGGCUGGCAGAUGACCUCAAUGAGAAGAUAGCGCAGAGGCCAGGUCCCAUGGAGCUGGUGGAGAAGAAUAUCUUACCUGUGGAAUCGAGCCUGAAGGAAGCCAUUAUCGUUGGACAGGUGAACUACCCAAAGGUUGCAGACAAUUCCUCCUUUGAUGAGGACAGCAGUGAUGCCCUCUCCCCAGAACAGCCAGCCAGCCACGAGUCCCAGGGGUCUGUCCCAUCGCCGAUGGACUCCCGGAUUUGUGAGCCUCUCCCCAGCACCACUGGCACAUCACUAGCUCAGGGUACCUCCCAACUGCAGAUUGGCACAGACUCCAGCGAAACUCUCUUCCUACCAGAACAGCCACCCCCACCUCUACCACCUCCACCUCUUCUGCCUCCAAGUCUUACCAAUGGAGCAGCUCUUCCUGCUGCCAAGCCCCCACCAACACUCAUUAAGCAAAGCCAGCCCAAGUCUGCUAGUGAGAAGUCUCAGCGCAGUAAAAAAGCCAAGGAGUUGAAGCCGAAAGUCAAGAAGCUUAAAUACCAUCAGUAUAUCCCCCCGGACCAAAAGCAAGACAAGGGAGCUCCUCCCAUGGAUUCAUCCUAUGCCAAAAUACUGCAGCAGCAGCAGCUCUUUCUCCAGCUCCAGAUCCUCAACCAGCAGCAACAGCACUACAACUAUCAGACCAUCCUGCCAGCCCCACCAAAGCCUCCAGGAGAGCAGCAGAGUGGUGCCAGUGCCCCUGCUGUACGCAGCCUCUCUGCCACAGUCAGCAGCACGUCUUCGGUAUCCUCUGGUUCCAGCGGGCUGAUGAGACAAAACAGUAAUGCUGCAGUGGGCAAGCCUGGCCCUCUCCCUGCCAACCUCGAUGAGAUGAAGGUAGCAGAGCUGAAGCAAGAGCUGAAGUUGAGGGCUUUGCCUGUGUCGGGCACAAAGACGGACCUGAUUGAGCGUCUCAGAGCUUACCAAGAGCAGAACAGUGCAGCUGGCCAAACAACCUCCACUCCCAAGCCCAGCACAGCAGCCGUCCUCCCAAAAGCUGCCGAAGUGGUGGUGGCCUUCCCUGCUGCCAGGCUGAGCGCAGGGCCAGCCCUGGUCACCACUGGCAUUGCACCAGCAGAGGUGGUUGUGGCCACCGUCACCAGCGGUGGCGUGAUGAAGUUCGGCAGCACGGGCUCCACUCCUCCUGUUUCUCCGACUCCUUCCGAGCGCUCGCAGAUGAGCACGGGGGACGAGAACUCGGCCACCGGAGACACCUUCGGAGAGAUGGUGACUUCACCCCUGACCCAGCUCACCUUGCAAGCGUCUCCAGUGCAGUUCCUGGUGAAGGAAGAAAGCUCCAAGUCCGCUUCGUGCAGCGUAAACGCGGCGGCCAGGCCGGAGCGGUGUAACGCCGGCAACAGCAGAGAUGCGGAAGUUAGAGACAAAGACCAGAUGCUGCAGGAGAAGGACAAGCAGAUCGAGGAACUCACCCGCAUGCUGAAGCAGAAGCAGCAGCUGGUUGAGAUGCUUCGACUCCAGCUAGAGCAGGAGAAGCGCUCUCAGCAGUCACUGCCGGCCCCGGCGGCUGCGGGAGAAGGAGCGGCCCUCGCCUCCAACCCAGUGGCGUUCGGCAUCCAGGUCAAGAGCGAAAACGGUUUCCUGAGCUGCCAGUCUGCAAAGCAAUCCAGUGGCCAAACCGACCAAUUCAGCCCCGCGCCGAGCGCCAGCCAAACGGACCCUUCGAGCGGCAGCCCCGUGCCAAAGCAGGCCGUGCGGGUGAAGCAGGAGGCGCCGGCUGCCACCGCUGCUGCCGCCGCCGAGGCAGAGCCGCCGCCCGCCCAGUCCCACAGCCCGUGCCUCUUCCUCGGCCAGCAAGGCAGCGCCCUGAGCCACCUCAUCAAGAGCACCCACCCUCCCCCCACCCUCAUCACCGACUCCACAGGGACCCACAUCGUCCUCACCGUGACCAAGCAGCAGAGCGCUGAGAGGCAGGGCCUCUCGCCCCACGGGAAGGCAGGCAGCAGCUGCCCGGCCUUGCAGAGAGUACAAUCAUCACCUGCUAAAACUUCCAGCCAACCAUCGUGUCAGCUACCUGCAAGCACCCCUCAGCAGCCCACGCAGCAGCAGAAGCAGCAGCCCACUCAGCAGCAGAAGCAGCAGCCCCUGCAACAGCAGCCCAGAGGACUAAAUCAAUCUGUCAGAAAGCCCUCAUCGCAGCCCGGCUCUCCUGCUGCCCCUUCCCCAUCCCAGAUGGACCUGGAGCAGCAACAGCACACGUCGCUUUUUGGAACUCCUCCACCUCCUCUCCCUGUUCCCUCGGUCCCAAUGAAAGAGCCACCAGGCUAUGAAGAGGCCAUGAAGCAGCAGCCAAAGGCCCAGGAGAACGGCUGUUCCAGCCAGCAGAUGGACGACCUGUUUGACAUUCUCAUUGAAAGCGGAGAGAUUUCUGCUGACUUCAAGGAUCAGUCGUCCCCAGCUGGGAAAGAAGCGCCGGUGGCCGCAGCCUGCUCACCACCGCCCGGCAGCCACCCUUCCCCGGAGCUGGCCGUGCCCGUGUCCUUGGGGCAGCCCGUGGGCCGGCUGGAGGACUUCCUGGAGAGCAGCACCGGCCUCCCGCUGCUGACGGCAGGCCACGAUGGGCCCGAGCCCCUGUCCCUGAUCGAUGACCUCCACAGUGAGAUGCUGAGCAGCUCGGCCAUCCUGGACCACCCGCCUUCACCUAUGGACACCUCGGAAUUGCACUUUGCUCACGAGCCGUCCGGGGGCAUAGCCCUGGAUCUGGCUGAGGCUAACUUGGACAGCAUGGACUGGCUGGAGCUGCCGGGGGGCCCCGUCAUGAGCCUGGCUCCCCUUAGCACUGCGGCUCCCAGCCUCUUUUCCACAGACUUCCUUGAUGGACACGAUCUGCAGCUGCACUGGGAUUCUUGCUUGUAACUCCGUGAGCAGAGACUGAAGGGAGCGGGAAGGGGAGGGCACGAGCAUGCAGGGGGAAGAGGCCAGUCAACCAAAAACAACAAAAAAAGAAGAAGAAAAAAAAACCCAAACAAAAAAAAAAGAGAAAAAAGAAAAAAGGAGCUCCUGGUGUUUGUUCUCCUGCCCCAACCAACAGUGUCCUUCCUGCACCACGCCGGCAGCCGCGACACCGUAGUCGCGCUGCUCGAGUCCCUGCUGCCUGGGCAGCGGGCCAGGCCCGGGCAGGGAGAACGGCUGCUGGCGGGGGAAGAAGAGGCUGCGGGAGCUCCGGGGCUGGCGGCGGCCUCCCGCCCCCUCCGUGCAGCCUGGCCCAAGCCCAGGGAGAAGGCAGCGGGCAGCCCCUGUUCCUGUGGGCAGAGGCAGCGAUGGCAGGGCGCGGUGCUGCUGGGCAUGUGAGUUCCCUCAGGCCUCGCUGUUCCCAGCAGCAGCCCCCUCCCUGUGCCUGGCUGGGAUUGGCAAAUAAAGGGGGGUCGUGCUGCCCUGUCUUUACGGUUGCAGAAGGGGAUUCUACCUCUGGAGCAGGACAUGAAGGUGGGAGUGCUGGUGGGGGCCCAAAUGACCGCCCUCUGCACCACACACCGUCAAGUCGGGGAGGGUCUGCUCUGCCCCAGGGCCGGGAGGAGCUGGGCAGAACAGGCACCUUUCCCAAACGUAGCCAAAGGGAACCAGGGUUCCCCACCAACCUGGUAACGUCUAAGCUGGUUUCCCAAAUACUGUGGAGCUCGGCAGAGGCCUGCCUGCUUACUGCACUCGCUUUGGGCUGCAAAACAGAUGUUUUAAGGUGCUAAAAUCCAGGUCCUUACAUGUUAAAUCUGUCCUCUGGUGCUCCAGAGCUCUGGCUGUGCCCAGAGGCCCUGUGUGUGUGAGGCCCCCUCCCCAGCCCCAGCCCCACAGAACUUUUAACACCCCCAGGACGCUCAGCUGGUGUUGGGGGGUAGGGACAAGAAUGUGUCUGUGUGUCUGUCCUGGGGAGCGUGUGAGGGGCACAGCUAGCAACAAGCGACAUAUCAUUAGGGGCCAUGUGCAAUCUGUCUCCUGCCUUCAGCUGUGCUGUUGCCUCCCUCGAGCAGGAGCCCCAGGGGAAAGAAGCAGCUGGGGCUGUCAGAGCCAAGAGGCAGGGACAGAGGGACAGGGAAGCAGCACCGCGCAAGGGCAGUGGUGUGGCAGGGCACAGGUCUGAGCUCAAUGUUGUGGCUGUGAGGGGACAGUGGCUGGGCAGCCUGCCCUAUGUGCUCCCAGCCCUCCAGACUUCUGGGGCACAAGGCAAAAGCCCCCUUUUUUGGGGGGGGUCAUGAGGCCUUGGGGGAGCUGCUGACACACGAGCAGAAGUGUACCCCAGGGCCCCAGAGCCGUGACAAUGCUGUUCCUUGUGCAAGGUUUUGCACUGGAAACUCGGGCCUGCAGCUUUCUCUCUCUCUCUCCUGCUGUCACUUCUAAAUUCCUGUGUUUGUUAGUAGUAACUCACGGGCAUAUUUCCCAGGUGAGACACAGUCCUGCAUCCAGGGCUCACAAAGGCAGUAGCUUUUGAAAUCAUAGGGACUAAGGUGCUGACUCUGCUCAGGCACUGGAAGGACAAACUGCCAUCCUUUGCAGUAUCUCCUGGGGAAUGCUGUCCCCUGGCACCUGGCCUCUCUGUCUUGAGGGGAGGCCUUGCCCCAGGGGUGCAGGUACCACAACGUGCUCUCUGUUGACCCCUAAGCUGGCAGCCAGGCGGGGUCACGCCUGUCUUGCAGCUGAGAGAAACUCCUGUUUUCCUGAGCCCUAUUUGCCUGUUCAUGGGGAGCCACUUUCUUAAUCAUUUGCAGGGGGAGCCUGCUGGCAGCUUCCUUCCUUUCUGUCUCUGUCUCUCCCCUCUCCCCCACCCCAACCACCAGCUGUAAGCAAGUCAAAGUCUCUUAUCUGCCUCCCUCAGUCUCCAAGCUGGAGAAGAUACCCCCUUCCCCACUCUCCACCCUGUUCCCCAAGCUACAGUGUCACGUCCUAAAAAUCAGAUUAACUGGGACUGGUGGACACCCCUUCCCACCCCCUGCCCUUGAGCCUUCCUGGUGCAGCACUGGUGCUUGUGGGAGCUGUGGCAGUUGCCUUACAGAGCUCAACCCCAGGACCAGAUGGACAAAGAAGGCAAGUGGUUUCUUAGGAGGAAAGUAUGGAAGUUGUUGGGGAAGAUCUUUCAAAGGAUAAGGGGGUAAAAAGUGAGGCUGCCAACUGUUUAUCAAACUCAAGCAAAAUCAGCUGCUCUUAGCCCACAGUGACCAGCAGCCCCCACCCCAACCCUACCCCGAGCUGGGUGAUUUCUUUUAUACAAAUCAUUGCAAAGCUGCAAGCAGUAAAAGACUGAAAUCAUGGAAGUGCAGUGAGCACCGAGGGAAGGUGGGCACAACCCCCUUCAGCCCCAGCUUGACCCAGCCCUGCUCCUCGCCUGGGCCAGGCACCUCACACUGUGUUGGCAGAGAGAUGCCAAUGCCCGUUACUGAUUUGGCCCUUCCCAAGAGUCGCUGGUGAAGGGGCCAAGCUCACAGCUGCUCCCUUGCACCUGUGCCCACCUCCCUUCAUUUGUGAAACUCUGUAGGAGUUUGACAUUAAAAUUGCCCAGAAUACUUGAAAUUGGAUGAUGAUGGGCUCGAGAGCCCUCAAGGAGCCCAGGAGCUACAGACCCACGAGCCUCCCCUCACGGCAAACCUGCCACAGCCUCUCUGCAGGAGCUGCUGCUGCCAGGACAGCGAGCCAUAACCCUGUGCCCAGGGGCAGGGCAGGGGGAAGAUGGUGCCUCCUCCCAGGAAAUAUCAGAGCCUUUGCCCCACGCAGUGCCCGGAGCAGGCCAGCCCAGUUCUCUGCUUUCUUACUAUUAUUUGUUUGAAUAAUAGUUCCAUAGUUCUUUGUCAGAAGAGGUUAUUCCCUUGGACAUACAUACAUGGGGUUGGGGUUUUUUUUUGCACCCAUUGGGAAAACAAACAAUGAAGUCUGGUGUUCUGCCUCUACCUUGAAUGUAAUCCUGAAUCUUUCUGCUGUAACCACUACUUGUUUGUAACGUGUAUUUGACUAGCACGCACUCUCCCUUCCACUAUGCAGCGACCGGCGAGGGCUGAGCAGCACCAUCAGAGACGGAUGGUGUUGGGGCGUGGGAUCCAGAGCGAGUAUUCAACUGGAAAAGGAUAAAAAGUGACAAGAUAACGGGGGAGAGAAUGGAUCUUUAAAUUGAAUUAUUUUUUCAGUUACAAAUAUUUGAGAAAAGAAAAAAAAAAUCCAUUUUAUUAAAAAAAAAUCCAAA